Molecule: messenger RNA, 1668 nt
Organism: Zychaea mexicana
Lineage: Eukaryota; Fungi; Mucoromycota; Mucoromycetes; Mucorales; Lichtheimiaceae
Product: geranylgeranyl pyrophosphate synthase
Exons: 7
Coding region: 249-1346 (365 amino acids)
Biological process (GO): isoprenoid biosynthetic process
Molecular function (GO): prenyltransferase activity
Source: RefSeq, a predicted model, not a curated record
ACCUCCUCAGCUUUCAAACACCAUCCCCUUCGACCGUUUACAAUGAAAGUGACUUGCUUACCUUGCAUCCACAGUGAGGAUGUCAGAUGCUUGUUAGUUGAUCGGCCAGCGCCUCGAAUAAGGGGACGAAUGUAGGAAAAAGACAUAAAAAAGGCUCGGUCUUUUGUGUCAUCUCGUUUAUCACUACUACCUUCUUUUUUCUUCUCCCUUACUGCCAUUUCUACUUUAUUCAAGUGCUAUCCAACAUCAUGCUUUCAACAACCCAACUCCAAGGUGCUUUGCCUGCCGGUGUUUCAAAUAUCAAUGCCAACUUGCGUCUCAAUGUCAAUCAAGACGGUAGUAACACGCCGGCUGUGAAAGAACAAGAUCAGGUCUUGCUUGAGCCCUACGAAUACCUCUGUGCCCAUCCAGGCAAGGAUGUUCGUACCAAGAUGAUUGCUGCAUUCAAUGUCUGGCUACAGGUGCCACACGACGACUUAUUGGUCAUCACCAAGGUCAUCGGCAUGCUGCAUAGUGCUAGUUUGUUAAUUGAUGAUGUUGAAGAUGAAUCUGCUUUGCGACGUGGUGUGCCCGCAGCACAUCAUUUGUUUGGUGUGGCUCAAACCAUCAAUUCUGCAAACUACGUCUACUUUUUGGCUUUGCAAGAAAUCAACAAGCUCAACAACCCAGAGAUGGUGCAAAUCUAUACGGAGGAACUGAUCAACCUCCAUCGCGGUCAAGGCAUGGAGAUCCACUGGCGUGAUCGUGUGCUUUGCCCAAGCGAAGCAGAGUUUAUUGAAAUGGUCAACAACAAGACGGGUGGUCUUUUGCGAUUGGCUGUCAAGUUGAUGCAAGCUGCAAGUCAAUCAAAAACGUAUGCUUUUCUCCUGUUAACCAAUCAAUAUAUCGAGCUUUCUACUAACAUUGAGUUAUUACGUUUUGGUCAUGCUUUUAGCGAUUACACAAGUCUUGUGAAUAAGAUCGGUAUUCACUUUCAAGUACGAGAUGACUACAUGAAUUUACAGUCUCAACAGUACGCCGACAACAAAGGCUUUUGCGAAGACUUGACUGAAGGCAAAUUCUCGUUCCCCAUCAUCCACUCGAUCCGUACGGAUCCACACAGCCGCCAACUACUCAACAUAUUACAGAAACGUAGCAACUCACUCGACUUGAAACAAUAUGCGUUGCAACUCUUGGAAAAGACGGAUACUUUCAACUAUUGUCGAAGCUUCCUUCACGGGAUUGAAAAGGAAGCACGCCAAGAGAUUCAAGAACUCGGUGGUAAUCCAAAGCUGGAAAAGAUUAUGGAUGCGCUUAGCAUUCCUUUGUUCGAUCCUUCUUCCGCUCCAUCUACUCCAUCCCAGUAGACGUUAAGCAGAAAAAAUUUACUAUCUUUUUUAACACUAUCCCUCCACCAAAAAAAGAGAAAGAAAAUUGUCUGCGAGGACAGGCUCUUCCUUACUUUUUUAAAUUCUCUUUGAAGCUUUUUGACUCGAAAAGGUUCUAUUUUCCAAAUUUUAAAUACAAAUUUUAUGUAUAUACCCUAAAUACCGUCGCAUCUCUGCACUGCAGUGCUAUUAAAGAAGCUGUUGGUUGCAAAUUAAAUGAUAAUUAUUGAUCAUGACGAAAUUUUAUGGCAUAUGUUUUAACAAAGUGAUGGUAGCAGACAGGUUUAAAUUUAGAGUGACG